AUGGGGUCGUCGUCGUCGUUUUGGGAAUACACGGUGCUCUUCUUUCUGCGCCCCCUUUUCGCCAUAGUCUUCGUUCUCUUCUUAGUAUCUCUUGGGUGGUUUGUGGCGUGGAAACUGGUGCUGGUUCACGUUCCCUUGGUGCAAGAGGUUUUCGGCCUUAGAAAGAAACCUACCCGAGUGAAGCCCCCAAUUGGUCGCUUCUCUAAAAUUUACAACACACUUCACGCCCAAAACACUUCUUCCACCAGGAUGUUGAAGCACCAAUAUAACAGGCUACUUAAAUCUUGUAAGACUGGUUAG
This is a messenger RNA of Sphenostylis stenocarpa, 300 nucleotides long. NCBI's taxonomy places the organism in Eukaryota, Viridiplantae, Streptophyta, Magnoliopsida, Fabales, Fabaceae. The record is from the annotation of a GenBank genome assembly.